GUUCCCAAUUUGCGUCAGCUGUGGUGGCGUGUGCGGAGCAUCAAGCCACGCCUCCUUGUGUGUUUCAUCCCUUAUAAAGAGGAGCCUCCACUCAGGCACUGGAAGCCACACACUGGACCAGAGCUGAGGACCUUCUCACUGCUACGCUGUCAGCUCCAACUCAACCUAGAGUCAUGAAUGUAGGCAUCUGUGUGUGUGUUCUCUUGGCCACGUUAACCAGUGGAUCGCUGAGCCUGCCCACACAGCAGAAGGUGGUGGGUGUACAGACUAAAUCAAAGGGACAUCUCUUGUCCCAAGAGACCGAAGGCUGGGCCCCUCUAUCCGACAGGUUUUCUCCCAGCAGUCUAUCCUUCCACUCACGGCAGUCCCGCUCAGCGCCCCCUGCAGACCAACUGGUGAACUACAGCCACCAGGAGGACAUCGCAGACCCCAGCAGCAACCUCAACCAACUCAUUGCAAAACUGCUAUCCCGGAAAGCCGCGGGGCAGAGGGGCCGGUCCUCAAUCACCAGCAGAGCCAGCGGCCCCGGUGCCAGCCACCGGAUAAAAGACCGGGACUACGUGGGCUGGAUGGACUUUGGACGGCGCAGCGCGGAGGAGUAUGAAUACUCACCCUGAAGACGCUUUCUGUGUUCCAUCCCUCAAUAAAAGAACUAAAAGAAAACGACCCUAUCACGAUCCAGACAUGUUCACCUUGUACCUUACCGAGACGCGUCAUCGCAAAUGCUUAUUCAUACAGGCGGGUUAACGCUUAGUAUUAGAUUGAUUUUACUACUGCACUAAUGCAUCAUAAAUUUUACAUUCUGGAGCGCAGAGAACCAGUUUUAACUAAGAAAGAAAUAUCAACAUCCAAAUCAAUGUUUUUAACCUACAAGUUGAUCUAGGGAUGUAUCUAGAUUGGACGUAAAUUCAUGACAGAGCGGCCCAGAUAGUAGGCCUACAAAUUACCAAACAAGGCCAAGGCUGAGAAUAACCAGUGUUAGGCCAUGUCUCAAUGAGAUCGUUGGAGUAAUGAUUGUUGGAGUGUUGCUAUCUAGAAGGUCCACCCAUCAGCCAUAUGGUAGGAAUUAAUUGAAUUCAUUAUUGUUUUGUAUAUUUAUCAAGGAAAUAUAUACCAAAAAGCAGUAGAUGCCAUUCUUGCUUUAAAGCUCCACUUCUUUUUUUGUUUAGCAUACCACAGAAAGCUGAAUAGGUCCCACAAGUCUUUGAGUUGGGUUGCAUAAAUUGCCUAGAUGAUUUUGUCAGCAGUUCAGUUCAUCUGAGCAGAAGAUAUGUCAACCAGGUUAUGCUGACAUGCCGUUUUGGGGGGGUUUAAAUUUACCAAAGCAUUAAUGAUUUUACAGAAGGAUGUAAAUUGCUGUAAUACAUCAGCACAGUAGAGAACGACCUCAGGUUGGGCUUUUGUUCACAAACAUUCUGAUUCCUCUCUGCUGAUGAUAUCAAUAAAUAGAUUGUUUAUUAUA
Messenger RNA from Gadus morhua (Atlantic cod), 1462 nucleotides. RefSeq names its product cholecystokinin. Lineage: Eukaryota; Metazoa; Chordata; Actinopteri; Gadiformes; Gadidae. The transcript is spliced from 5 exons. The coding region runs from base 174 to 617 and encodes 147 amino acids. The record is from RefSeq and is a predicted model, not a curated record. Gene Ontology annotation, biological process: digestion. Gene Ontology annotation, molecular function: neuropeptide hormone activity. Gene Ontology annotation, cellular component: extracellular region; axon.